Messenger RNA from Gongylonema pulchrum, 426 nucleotides. Lineage: Eukaryota; Metazoa; Nematoda; Chromadorea; Rhabditida; Gongylonematidae. The record is from the annotation of a GenBank genome assembly.
AUGGUGGAUGCAGUGGAAGCGCUCACAACAAGCGCCAUUCUUUUGCAGCAAAAACAUGAGCCGGAGGAGGAGCAGCAGCACAUUGUACGUGAGACGUUCCAGUUGGUCUCAAAGCGAGAUGACAAUGUGUGCAACUUCCUCGAAGGUGGCUCGCUUAUCGGUGGAUCCGAUUACAAACUAAUCUAUCGUCACUACGCCACUUUGUAUUUUGUGUUCUGCGUAGACUCAUCGGAAAGUGAGCUCGGAAUUCUCGACCUCAUACAGGUUUUCGUUGAGACAUUGGAUCGAUGCUUCGAAAACGUCUGUGAACUGGAUUUAAUCUUCCAUGCUAAUAAGGUUCACUUUCUAACGCUGUAUCAUUUCUUCACGUUCGUUAACCAGGGAAUAGUUUCAAGGGAAUCUGCUAUGGUUAUACCAUUCUCUUAA